Messenger RNA from Spinacia oleracea (spinach), 1133 nucleotides. RefSeq lists its product as uncharacterized. The coding region runs from base 228 to 830 and encodes 200 amino acids. NCBI's taxonomy places the organism in Eukaryota, Viridiplantae, Streptophyta, Magnoliopsida, Caryophyllales, Amaranthaceae. The transcript is spliced from 2 exons. The record is from RefSeq and is a predicted model, not a curated record.
UCUCCCACUAGACAACUUUAUAUAAUAUAAUUUAAUUAAUUAAUUUGGUUGUACCCAAAAACAAAAUAGGUCAUGACCAACCCUAUAAAUACCCCUCCCAAUUGAACAGCUACCUCAUCACCUUUCUUAGCUUACUUGACUUAUUUGCUUUCAAUUCUUUUAGCAUUCUUUUUCUUGUUUUCUUUUCUUACACUCAGCACCUUACCGCUUCUCCUUUGAUAGCCAUCAUGGCCACUGUUGAGGUUGCGUCAGCUCAGAGUGCACUGCAAGAGGAGAAGAAAGUGGAGGAAGUUGUAAUAACUUCAGCACCUCAUCAAGUAGAAGAGAAGGCUGCUGAGAAAGACGACCAACCCAAGGUUGAAGCCGUGGAAGAGAAACAACCAGAGCUACAGGAAUCAGUACAAGGAGAAAAGGGUCCAGAGCAAGAAGAGGCGAAAAUUGAAGACGAGCAGAAACCAGUACCAGCAGCAGCAGAAGCUGAAAAUGGUUCAGUAAAGGAGCAACCUGAAGCGGAAAACACUGCAGUUGAAGGCAAGGAUGGUGAUGAUCAAGCAUUCGAAGAGGCAAAAGAAGUACUGGAACAGCUGGAGUUAGAGGACAACAAGUCAUCUAUUAUUCCCGUAGAGGAGUCCUCAAAGGUGGCUCCAGAACCAGUAGGGGAGGAAACUGAAAAGGAAACACAAGUCAUUCAGACUCAAGUGGUUAAGGAGGAUGACGCUGGAGAAGCCAAGAACCCCGUCCAGGAGCAGGAGCAGGAGCAGGGUCAAGUGAAGGUUGCAGCACCUGAUGCAGAGGCUCCUGUUGCUGUCAUUCAGACUGUUACUGCAUGAUUUUGAAAGAAAUCUUAAAUCCCACAGGGUUUUUGAUCAAGUAAUGUCGUCCUAAGAAUCUACGAUUACGCCAAUUUCCCUUUAUUUGUGUGUUUAUGUUACUCUUAAGUUGGUCAGCUAAAUUUAGAGUGAAUAUAUGUUAUCAUUUCGAUCUCAGCUACCUCAUUUUGGUGCACAAAAUAAGGAUGUAACCAACUUAUAUAAGCCUUUUCUAAUUCUAUCUUCAUCCAACAUCACCCAAAGCUGGUUGGCUGGCUGUCAGAUCAAUAAAUUAAAUAUUGUGCUUUCUUUUCUUCUACCAAA